AUGGAUUCGUACGUCGAGGCAGGCAUGUCAGGGAUCUACCGAGAGGAAGACGCCAUACAUGGUGCGGAAAUGGACGACGGGGUGAAGACAGCAGGUCACUCGAAUGAGGAGUACGAGGGUGGCCAUUACGACAAUGGAGGUUACCAACAGGGGGAACAAGGUGGGGCCACCUACCAACAGGAGUACUCAUCGAACGUGCAGAAUAAUCAAGAGGAGGAAGGGGCAGUUGCGGGUGAUUACCCAUAUGAAGGGAACUACAGUAAUAACUUAAACAACGAACUCCUGCGUAACGUGCCAAAUAAGAAAAAAAAAAACAAGUACGAAGGGAUAUAUAGUAAGGGUAAGGGGGAGAAGAAAAACGGAGGAGAGAAGGAGAACACCCCCUACUGCUCGUUUAACAACUUCGACGAGGGAGUAGGUGGAACCAAUCAGGAGGGUGCAAGUGGGGAGAUGCACCAAAACGGGGGUGGAUAUGGAAACCACGGUCACGAUGAGGUAAAGGGGGACAAUCCAGGAUGGAGCAACCACCCCGAUCAUAGCGAUGACGAACAGGAGAACGAAGCCCCAUUCAACCAGGAGAAGCUGAAAAAAAUGGAUAAGAAAAAAAAAAAAAUGAUGGAAAGGGGGAAGAGGAAGAAGAAAGAAAGUGUAGAUGACAAGAAAUUCAGUGAAGUGUACAAUUCAAUUUAUGAAAAUUUAAAAAAAAAAAAAGGAUCCAAAAAGAGUGGAGAAGACCACUAUGGAAAUAAGAACGAUUUCUACGAAAUAAAUUACGCUUCAUCAGAUCAGGUGAACUCCACGUCUAGUAUAGAUGACGACUCCCUCUUCAGUGACGACGUGUUGAAAAAGUAUAUUAUUGGGCAGGUGCUAAACAUCAUUAGGACGUCCUUCCAUUGGGCCAUUACCUCAUUUAUGCUAUUCACCCUGUUCGAGCAUUUCUCCAUAUUUUACGUAUACCGAAUGGUGUCAUUUUUGACACUUUUCCUUUUCACACCCAUAUCGAUAUAUCUGGUGAAGUGGCGCAGCGUCAAAUUUUUCCUAAUAGCUACCAACACAGUCAGGCUGGUUGUAUGGGGUUUCUGCAUCCCCUUUCUGUAUACCCUCUACCGUGAUGAAAUAAAGAAGUACUACGUGAACCGCUUUUACGAGUUCCUUUUUACUCUCCUUCUGCUGAUCGAUAAUGUACAGGUCAAUAUUUCCAACCUGAUCGACAUAGACAAUAACGGAAUAGAUUUUCUAUCGAAGAAGUAUCACCUGAAGGUUAAUGAGAGAGCGAAGAGGAAGUUCCUGACCCUUCACCAGUUCUUUUUCGACGCAUCCUUUAUUGUGGUGAAUCCAUUGAUUAUAUUUGUCAUGUAUUUGUUUAGCAAUUUCUUUAACGAGCCGUACCUCAGGGAUGUCUUCAUUUACCUGUCGUCAUUAAUUUUUGCCGUCAUUACGAUCAUUUCUUUGGUGGUAUACACGCUCGGGUUGGAGGAAGCUGAGAACACACUGAAGCGCAGUUCCGGCAAGCGCCAUUCUGCCUGCCUGGAAUCGCAAGUUACGGCAGACGAAAGUGUAGAAGACAUGGUCGAAGCGGGCAACUACGACCGGGGUGAGCUGCAGAAUGACAAUUAUGACGAUGAGGAGGAAGAUGCAGGUGCCAUGAAGAGACGUGCCAAUCGACGAGCAGACAGAGGAGGGGAAGACGAAAACGACCAACACCGGGAUAACGAGGAUGACUUUGAAAAGUACUACGCCAGACAUAGCAACAAGGAGGAAAAAACUUUAACCUACAGUACCUACCCCAACAUUUAUAAUGACCAGACGAAGAAGUACCUGACUGAACGAUCGAAUAUUGAGUAUGAACAUUAUAGCGGGUUCGAGCAGAUGUCGUUGAAGAGCCAAUACAGAAAGCAAUUUAACGAAUUGGUCGAUAAUAUCCUUCGCAUCAAGAAUGAGAACACGCUCCUCUUUUAUAUUUGCUCCCUCUCUUUCCUGAACAGUGUAGAGGACAUCAUGAUCCUCAUGCUUAUCCCCCUGACGUCGAUCUACGUGUGUGAGUUCUUCUACGUCAAUAACAUCUUCGUGCAGCUGCUCAUUGCGGUUAUCCUGAUUUCCCUCACCAAGUGCUUUGAAAAUAUCUCCUACUACUCCAACAAGAGGAACAUCAUCGCGCUGAAGGACGUUUUUAUCGGAAUCAUCCUGUCUGGAGCCUCCCUCCUGUUCUUCUUCUUCCCCUUCCUGAUGAUCAACCACCUGAACAUUUACAGCUUUCUAAUCUUCUACAUUUUAUGCUGCCUCUUCUACUUUUUCUUCUCCACCAAUUUGAAGACCACGCUCUCCCGAAACCUGCAAAAAUACGUGCGGGAGUCUAAGUCGGACAUUUACAACUUCGUGGGGCUCUUCAUGUCCUUCGUCAAUCUCGUGUUUGUAAUUCUCACCAUCUUCUUCCUCUCCGUGGUUGACAACUUUGUCAUUAACUACGUGAUGAUUUGCUUCUUCUUGAUCCUCCUGUUGGGUUUUCUCUAUGGCUGGGCCACCACCACGCUGAAGGACUCCAACUAG
Messenger RNA from Plasmodium coatneyi, 2547 nucleotides. RefSeq lists its product as uncharacterized. The coding region runs from base 1 to 2547 and encodes 848 amino acids. The record is from RefSeq and is a predicted model, not a curated record. NCBI's taxonomy places the organism in Eukaryota, Apicomplexa, Aconoidasida, Haemosporida, Plasmodiidae. The transcript is spliced from 3 exons.